Somion occarium is the source of this 2124-nucleotide messenger RNA. The record is from the annotation of a GenBank genome assembly. Lineage: Eukaryota; Fungi; Basidiomycota; Agaricomycetes; Polyporales; Cerrenaceae.
CCCUUGAAUGAGUUCACGAAGCUCUCGGAGAAGCCCACGAAUGAUUCGGAAUGACAUACGCCAUAUGCUCAUCCAUUGUCAGCGUGCGAGCAGUGAUAGACCAUUCACUCUUCUGUGUUCCGUAUCAUCGCUUCUCGAAGUCCGACGGAGUCUUGGCAUUUGCCAGAUAUGAAACGCCGAUGCUCAUUACUGACCAUAGUUUCACCUUCGGUAUAUUUCCCAGUCAAACGCUCAAGAUGGAAAGUAUAAAGAACCGCACAACUUACUGACUUGACAGGCCGCCAAACCAGUAGGGGAUUUUCCAGCGAUGCUCACUCAACUCCUCUUUGCCACUUUGUUCCUUGCCUCCACUGUGUUGACGAAUCCCAUUGUCGGUCGGGGAAAAUCCGUCACGCUGUCCUUCGCCAGACACUUAAACUUCACCGGGACAGUCAACAUAUUACAGAAGGAUCAAGCUCGAGCUCACGAACUCAAGACUAAACAACGCAAUAUACUCCAUGACAAGAUACCGACUAGCGCAGCAUUUGGUAUUCCUGCUACCAACCAGGCUGUCGACUAUGUUGUCAACGUUGGUGUUGGCAACCCGCCGACCCAAUACAGCCUUCUUGUCGACACUGGUAGCUCGAACACCUGGCUGGGCGCAGGUGCAUCGUAUGUCAUUACAGAUACUUCAAUCGACACUGGAGAUCUUGUGUUCGUCGAAUAUGGCUCAGGUCUCUUUAUAGGGGAGGAGUUCCUUGAUCAGGUGACACUUGCCCCGGACUUUGUCAUUUCGAAUCAGUCCAUCGGCGUUGCAGAGCUUGCACUGGGAUUCGAUGGCGUCGAUGGUAUUCUCGGGAUCGGGCCUCAAGACCUAACUGUCGGAACGCUCUCUCCUGACUCUGAUGCCGCCAUUCCGACCGUUACGGACAACGCCGUUACCCAAGGAUUGAUUGACACUGGCCUAGUCGGGGUCUCUUUUGAACCUACCAACUCCUUGAGUGUUACCAAUGGUGAAAUAAGUUUUGGUGCCGUCGAUGACUCAAAGUACACCGGGUCAAUUCAAUAUACCCCAAUCACCGCUACUUCUCCAGCAAGCUUCUACGUCGGCAUAGAUCAGUCGAUAAGUUAUGGCUCCGAUUCCAUCCCAAUUCUCAAUAGCACGGCUGGAAUCACAGAUACUGGGACUACGCUUAUCCUCAUUGCCUCGGAUGCCAUCGCUCAGUAUCAGCAAGUGACUGGUGCCGUACCUGAUUCUUCCACUGGUCUGCUUCGUAUCACCCCCGCGCAGUACGACUCCCUUGAAAGCUUAUUCUUCAACAUCGGUGGUGAAUCUUACGAACUCAUUCCCAAUGCCCAAAUUUGGCCUCGUAUACUAAACACAGCCAUUGGGGGUACCAAUGAUUUCGUCUAUCUUAUUGUAGCCGAUAUCGGUUCCCUCUCCGGAGAAGGACUCGAUUUUAUCGAUGGUAUGACGUUCCUUGAACGCUUCUACUCCGCGUUCGAUUCGGAAAACAAUCAAUUCGGGCUCGCUACGACCACAUUCACCAACGCCAUCACAAAUUGAAUCGUCUCGAUUGCAUCAUGCUUGUUGAGCGACAUGUGGAAGGAAGAUGGCAUGACUCGCUGGCAGAUCCUCAAACAAGGGCUGCAAUUAUCAUAAUAGAAGAAUCUUAUUCAGGCUGCAAACUUUCUGAGAUUGUAGCAGUAUACACAAUUUCCAAUCCCCAAGGAUUAUUUCCAACUCGACAAGGAUAUGGGAUGCAUCGGGUCAGGCCCCCCCGUCCCCAGACUCCCGGAAGACGUACAGUAUCCCAUGUCGUCGAAACCAUCCGGUUCAGAGGACAUAUAGUCGACACGGUCAGAAUACGGUACGGCUGGACGUCUCUGCAUAUACUUACAUCUUCCGACACAACAAGCGAUCUCAAGUUAACUCACCACCGUGGACUGCCAGGGAAUUCGGAUAUUUACAAAUACAACAAGUGAAAACCAUGCAACUUGUCAGUGCAGAGCACAGAUGGAAUGAAAUGAAGCCAGGGGAGUGGGGAUGUGCGGGGGCCUCAUAAUGACUUCCGUCUUAAGCAACAGCUUUGGUAUGUAAAAUGUUUACUAGACGUUGCAAGAAGAGAGAAGAUUAUAACGUGG